CAUCGUCACACCGUUCCCCGGCAAUGCAAUCCUCAUCGUCCUCGACGACGACAACAGGCUACAAAGGCAAACUUACAAACAGAUCAUGGCAACAACUACCACCGGAAAUCCUACGCGUGAUCGCGACGUACUACUUGCUCGACGCGUCUGCAUCCAACUAUUGCCCUAAUACAUGGGGCGUGAAAGAUAUAUGGCCGUGCAGGAUAGCUUACACGGUAAUUCGUGACGCGCUCGACUUGGAACGUAUGAUGAAUGUGUGCCCAGCAUGGCACAAAGCUCUCCAAGCCCACUUGUUCUGGACACAUGCCUGUGCUAUUAUGGACCCCAUGGAUAUCCUAGCGCAGCACGCGACCCUAAUCAACAACACAACUUCCGCCGCCACCCAGUCUCAGACACCCUAUCAACAAUUCCGAACCAUGACGUCGUGUUCCUGCUACGUUUGCAGGAUCAACCACCCAUAUUCGAACAGUGGCCUUGGCAUGGGAAAGCGCACGGUAAAUGUGCCACUGCUUGGCACCAUCAUGACCUGCCGCGAUCAUCGCAAGGCAUUGUAUUGUGGCCUUUGUCUUCGCGAGGCGCCUUCGACUGGCGAGGUCAUCACUACGGAAGCUGCAAUCGUUGCUUGUGUCGAAAACGAGGAUAACGACACCUGGCCUAAUGUGGCAACUACUUGUCGUACAUGUAGGGGGGAAUGGCUGUGGCGACGCAUGUACUCAUCAGCAGCAGAUCGAGAAGCAAUGGGGGGUGGGCCACCUCACUGGGCUGUGUCAGACUGGGAGUCCCGCCAGGCUAUCGAUAACUUCGUGGAGAUGGGUGAAGGGACGCUCAUGGAGGUCGUGGAAAUCACUCGCGAAAGGUGGUGGCUCCGACGGUUCACGCGUUUCGUGGAACAGAUGGAGCAAAUGGUCGCUUCUAACCGGCUUCUGAGUGGCGAUGACAAAAGCUUCGAGGAUAUGGCUUCCGCUGAUAUGGAGGACUUCGAGGGUGGGUUGCCUGAUCCCGAACAGGUCCGCGUAAUGGCAGUAAACGAUUGGGCGCGGGUACGAAUCCUGGAUGGGUAUUGGGUCAGCCCUGCCGAUGAUUGGUAUAAUAAUAGACCUGCAUCGGUAUCAACGAUGCAUCCAAUUCCGUGGUCCCUCGAUGACGAACGUAGUGGUCAAACGCACCCGACAGCGCGUACACUCAGAAUGCCCGCCGCUCCGACUUUCACCCUCGCAGACACACUCUACCGCGCUUUCCAAAGGCAGAUGCGCAUUCUCGUUCUUCCCGCUAUGAUGAACAUUGCGAAGCGAAUCGAGAUGGAAGGUCGAGGUGAUCCAGUCGUCCGUGUAUCGCGAAUGGGAAUGGAUGAAGUGCUGCGCACUCUCCAACAAGGCUGGCCAUGGGUCAAAGAGCUAUCAUUCGACGAUCGAGCAGCGGAGCAAAGGGGCAAGGAUCGGGAUGAUGACUCGAGCUCGAGCUCCAAAUCGGAUGGCUCGCAUACCACAAGCCCUGUGCUCAGUACGACAACGCUGCAGACCACGCCAUCGCCACCUCCCAUUCCCAGUCAACUAGAGAAGCACGACUCUGAUUCGGACAGCAAUGUAUUGGGCCCCACCGACGACAUCAUCUCCCUACAGCCCUCAAAAUUAAUGCACUCGAUUCCCUUCGUCCCAGUCUCGCUGGCAAAUAUGCCAAACUACAGCCAAGAGGCUUUCAGAACCGUAUGGCGUGAAGCAUGCACUGAUCUCUAUAAAUGCCGGUGUAGAAUAUGUAUGCGCUCCUCUCUCAGUGCUGCUGCAAUUGCCUCUGUGGAAAGUACCGUCAUCUCUACACAAUCUCCCGUAACCGCACCACAGUCAAAUGUGAACGCACCGGAGAUACAGAUUGAAGAGACCCGCUUUCAGGCUGAGUAUCAGGAGGAGAGGGAAGAGGAAGAGGAAGAUGAGGAAGGAGAAGAAGAAGAAGAGGACGAGGACGAGGACGAGGACGAGGAAGCUGAAGACGAAGACGAAGAUGGGUCGGAAUUUGACUCAGUGAUUGACGAUGCAGAGGUGAAGUACCCUGCGAUAGUCACCCCUCGCAAGCGACCCUCACGAGAACUAGACGAAGAUGACGAAUCCCCUGACGAGGCAUCAGGUGGUGUGAGCCUCUCCAGAGAAAGCGACAAGUCUCGGAUCCUGACACCACCGAAGCGAGCCAGGACUGGUGGCGUAUUCUCUUCAAUCACUGUAGCAGAUACUGUGCCGAGGCUGGAGAAAAGACGCUCUGAGGAGCUGUCAUCUCGGGAGGGGGAGACCAAGAGAGCCCGCAUGAGCCCCGAAGACGAAGACGACGAUGAAGAGGUGCAAGAGAAAUGGCAAGAUGAUCACAGGCUUGAUUCGGUGUCACCUCCUGCGUCUAGCGAGCUGACGAGUAUUGUAACUGGAGCCAACUCGUCUGAGGUUGAAGGGUAUGAGGGUUCACGGAUAUCAGUGCGACUUCCUGUCACGGACAUCAAAUAACAAGUAUUCCUCCUGCUUAUCGAAUGUGAUUUUGUAUAUUUGCUCACCAUUAUCUUCCCUUCGUCAAGUUUGCAAGAUCGCGUCUUGGUUCUAGUUGUACUUGUAUAGGCCCCGUGAAGCUCCUAUGAAGGUUUCCCGGAAAUUUAGUAUAUUUGAGGGCAAAAAUAGGCCAAGUCCUUCCCCAUUUUGUGCACUUCUGGGUUGGAUUUGCGCUAUGUUUCCCGGCUCAGCAUUUUUGUACCCAUUCUAAGUCCAGUCAGGCCUGCAGCAUUUGCCGAUUUUUUUUGUCGAGUGAAUUCGCUCCCUUCGCGAGUCCCACCGAAUCCCACCAGGACCCCUGAAAAUAGGUGGGGAGGGCACAACCCCAGUCCAGUCCGGACAAAAGUGCCCAUCCGCGGAGGUAGGCCUAAGGAACUGGAAAAAUUCAGAAUACUUGUACAAUUUCUGUUGUUGCCUAGCUAUGAUACAUACACUGUGGAUUACUUCUUAUACCUCACUGUUUAAACG
Molecule: messenger RNA, 2990 nt
Organism: Heterobasidion irregulare TC 32-1
Lineage: Eukaryota; Fungi; Basidiomycota; Agaricomycetes; Russulales; Bondarzewiaceae
Exons: 5
Coding region: 24-2483 (819 amino acids)
Source: RefSeq, a predicted model, not a curated record